Myripristis murdjan (pinecone soldierfish) is the source of this 2038-nucleotide messenger RNA. RefSeq names its product poly (ADP-ribose) polymerase family, member 16 (gene parp16). The transcript has 8 exons. The coding region runs from base 170 to 1156 and encodes 328 amino acids. NCBI's taxonomy places the organism in Eukaryota, Metazoa, Chordata, Actinopteri, Holocentriformes, Holocentridae. Gene Ontology annotation, molecular function: NAD+ poly-ADP-ribosyltransferase activity. The record is from RefSeq and is a predicted model, not a curated record.
AGUGCAAUUUCAGACAGGUUGUGAAGGCAGCACUAUCCAGAGCCAAUGUCGCUCUUCCUCUAAUGCUAUGACUGAAGCAAAGAGCUAAGGAGCCUGUUCAAAAACUGAAUGCGGGUCCCAUAACGCUACAGGAACAGGCUUUGCUGUGGGACUUUUUGAAGAUCUGGGAAUGCAGCCACCUCUUCCAGCUGAGGCCGUCAGAGAGCUGGUGUGCUCCUGUCUUCACAGGGAUCCUGUAGCAGCAGACCUGCGCUGCAGCCUGUUUGUGGCAGCUGCACAGAGCUACAAGAGGGAUUCUCUGCUCAGACCCUUCCCCCCUAGAUAUAUAAGCGGGGGAAAUAAGGAGUUUGAGGAGCUGUUGACAGACGUGAGCUCCUUGCCUAGUGUGAGAGAGCUGGUGAGACUGAGACCCGGGGAGGGGGACCAUCAUCUCGCCCUUGUCCACUGGGUUCUUUCUUCGAAAAGCUUUGCUGUGAAAACACUACAGAAAGAUGAGUAUGCCAAACUUUGCAACCUGACAGAAAAUGAAGGGAUUUCUACACCUGUGCCAGACUUCCUGUUUGAGCUGGAAUACUGUGACCAGAUGAAUGCGAGGUUCGAGAAGAUGAGGGCAGACAGAGACCUCUUUUAUGCAUUCCACGGGAGCCGCCUGGAGAACUUUCACUCUAUCAUUCACAACGGGCUACACUGUCACCUCAACAAGACCUCCGUGUUUGGAGAGGGGACCUACCUCACCAGUGACCUCAGCAUGGCGGUUCUUUACAGUCCCCAUAGCAGCGGUUGGCGGGAAAGUCUCCUGGGUCCACUGUUAAGCUGCGUUGCCUUGUGUGAAGUCAUUGAUCACCCCGAUGUCAAGUGCCAGAUGAAGAAAAAAGACUCUGAACUCGUUGACCGUCAGCGCUCGAGGGCAAAGAACAGUGAAGGAGGGGAAGUACCGCAGAAGUACUUCAUAGUCACCAACAAUCAGCUGGUGCGAGUCAAGUACCUUCUUGUGUACUCUCAGAGAAGGCACCUGUCCAGACAUUCGCGCGGCACCUCCUGGCUUGUCAGACACCAUUUUGCCAUCAUGAUGAGUCUCUACCUGCUGCUGCUCAUAUGCAUCGGUGCCUUCAACUCCACCACCUUCUUAUCCUUUUGGAAAAGACUGUUCCGGUGACAGGAUAGAUGGCUCGGAUGUUUAUCCACAGUGCCUUCCUGAUCAGAGACUGACCGGAAAACUUUAGCAAAGAUGCAAUUUUAUGCACCUUAAUAGAGUUUUGCUCUCUACUAUCACUUUUCUGUUUGUACAAAUACUUAUCAUUACCACCCUUCCAGGAUAACAUGUAUUUACAAAUAGCUUUAGGAAUCCUGUUGUCUUAAAUUUAAAAAAAAAAUGUGUUAUUGGUCUGUUGUGGGCCAAAAGCAUUUUCAGAAUGUUAUGCAAUGUUUCAGCGAAAAUUUGUAUGGUUUGGUAAACAUCAUGUUUUGCUGGGUAGCCUGUUUUGUUUGUUUGUUUGUUUGUUUGUUUGUUUUAUAAGAUGCUGUUCUACCCAGGAGGCAAAAGGUGCCAGCCAUAAAACACACACACACACAAAAUACAUCUUGUCUUAAUAAGUGAACAGUUUGAGUACUUGAGACAAGCUUUGAGACUUCUGUUUUUGGCAUUUACAUUUACUUUCUGUGUCUGGCUGAAGUCCCUGGGGCCUGAUGCUCAGUCUGCUCAUUAGACAGUGAUGACAAAUCUUUCUGUGUUUUACUUUUUUUAAUGCUUUGACUUUGUAAUGCUCUGUAUUUUGUCAUUUACCGAGCAACUUUUUAUAUAUCAUUAUAAAUCAAUAGGAAGAAAAGGUGGCGUGAAAAUGAUGCGAGGGGAUAUUAUGUUUGUUCUUACAUUAAUGAGAUAAUUAAUAUGUCUUAGGAAGGCCAGUGACACCCUUGUUUAUGAUAUCUACAAAUGUGAUGAGUUUGUACUCAUGAAUGCCACAGGUUCUUUUAGAUUUGUUACCGUUUCUCACAUAUGAAUAAAAACUAUACUUUGAUUUGUUUUUAGGGGUUUGAA